This is a messenger RNA of Eutrema salsugineum, 2345 nucleotides long. Its product is annotated as protein CHLOROPLAST IMPORT APPARATUS 2. Gene Ontology annotation, cellular component: nucleus. The transcript is spliced from 3 exons. The record is from RefSeq and is a predicted model, not a curated record. Gene Ontology annotation, biological process: regulation of DNA-templated transcription. Lineage: Eukaryota; Viridiplantae; Streptophyta; Magnoliopsida; Brassicales; Brassicaceae. Bases 732 to 2225 code for a protein of 497 amino acids. Gene Ontology annotation, molecular function: protein binding.
UCCUUCUUCACCAUAUGCUCCUUCACUCUCUCAUCUUCUUCUUCCACCACUCUCUCUUUCUCUCUCUCUAUGUUUCGCCACAUCUCAGUUAAAUUACCCAAGCAAAUCAAUAACAAUUAAAACUCUCUUCACAAUUUUUAUUUACAGAGCUCUUCAUCACAAAAACCCUAAUCUUUUCUUGUUAUAUAUCUCGUGACUCUUGUUUCUCCUCCAAUCUCUCUCUCCCUCUCUUCAAACCAAUCGGGUUCUUUCUGUAAAACUUCACUCGUUGGCCAAUUUCUUUGGUUUUCAUGAAAAUCUCAGAUUCCAAUUAGUUUUCUUUUUCUAGUAUUUCCUUUUUUGAUAUUUCUUAAGAAUGAUGAACAUUUGUAAGAAUCUUUCUUUCCUCUUCCUCUUUCCCUAAAGUUUUGACCUUUUUGUUUUUCUAUUUCUUCAAUUUUGUAGUUUCUCAAAACUUUUAAAGUUUUCUUGAGAGGGUUUAGGGUUUAUCAUCUUAAAUUUAAGCACAAUUCAAUUAAAUUUAAUUUCCCUCAAUUUCAUAAACCUUAAUUUCGUCACUCUCUCUCCUCCACACAAACAGUAGAGUUUCGUACUGUCACCAAAAUUUCCACUUAGAAAGUUUUGGUGCUUUUAACUUUGAUUAUUACCUUCUCAAAUCCGAGAUUUUUUUCCUGAAUUCUCCACUCGAAUUGAGUUAAUCCAGCUGUCUGAUUUAUAACUUUCUCGGGAAAAUGGCUCACUUUUUUCUCGGCCAAGAAAUGUCCGCUUGCUUAAACAGCGGCGGCGGAGCCGCCACCGCAGCAUAUAGCUUCGAGUUAGAAAAAGUGAAAUCGCCACCGUCAAGCUCAACCUCGACGAGAGCUACAUCGCCGUCAUCAACACUCUCGGAAUCUUCCAAUUCGCCGCUCGCAAUCUCAACGAGAAAGGCAAGAACGCCGCGAAAACGACCUAACCAGACUUACAACGAAGCGGCGGCUCUUCUCUCCACCGCUUAUCCAACCCUCUUCUCUUCCUCCUCAAGCAGCAGCAACAACUUGUACGCUAAGAAGAAAACUCACUCGAAUUCUCAGUUUUACGGGUUCGUUAGAUCUCCUCUUCUCGGUGAUAACGACGACGGUUCCGAGCUGCUUCUCCCCUUCGAAUCUAUCGAGGAGCCCGAUUUCCUGUUUCAUCCGACGAUUCAAUCGAAAUCGGAUUUCUUCUUUGAGCAGAAGGAGGUGAAUUCCGGAGUGUGUAACAAUGGUGGUCGGGCAGGAGAAAUCGACGAAUCGGAGGUGAAUCAGUUUGAUUUUUCCGACGAAUUCGAUGCGGAGUCGAUUCUCGAUGAGGAAAUCGAAGAAGGGAUCGAUAGUAUAAUGGGGAGUGUCGAGUCAAAUUCCGGAGAGGUUCUCGAAUCUAGGGUUUCGGGAAUCAAUCGUAGCCACCGAAUUGGCCGGCUAGAGCAGAUUAUGAUGAUGAAUCCGUGGAAUCGAAGCUCUAAGGGAUUCAAAUUCGCCGGAAAUUUUCCGUUGGGGCUUGGAUUGAGAAGCGCUCUCAGAGAAAACGACGACGCAAACUGGUGGAGGUUUCACACCGUAGAUUUCGAGCAGAUCUCGCCGCGAAUCCAAACCACCACAGUGGAAAACGUCGUCGUCGAUGACGAGAAAACCGACAUUAAAAAGUCGAUCGGAGAGAAGAGCAAGAAGAAGAAGAAGAAGAAAGUUGCGGCGGCGACGCCAUUGACGGAAUCGAAGAGCACGGAGUCGAGUAAAGAAGAUGCGGAGGAGAGAUCAGGUAAUCCGAUGUUGAAGCUCGACUACGACGGCGUUUUAGAAGCUUGGUCUGAUAAAGCGUCGCCGUUCUCCGAUGAGAUUCUGGGCUCGGAAGCUUCGAGAGCCGACGUCAAUAUUAGCUCAGAUAGAUUUGUUCGGAGACAGUGGAAUGCGAGAAGCAAGUGUAUUGAGGUACAAAGAGAAACGACGAACUCGACUAUUUUCCAAGAAAAUUCGAUACCAAGUUCGCAAACUCAACGCAGAUCAACGUCCUCGAAUGAAGGGACGAUUCGUAAGGAGGCCCAAUACGAGCACUCCAAGUGGACAAAGAUAACAAAACAUAAAAAGGAGCCAAGAUUCACUCCUUUCAUCUUUUUUUUUUUUCAAUUUCUUUUUAGUUUUUGUAUUUUAUUUUUAUUGAAAUUUUGCCCUCCUCAUUUUUUUCCCUUAAUUUAUGGUCCCUUUGGUUUAUAAUGUAGUUUUUUGCCCUUAAAAUAAGGAUUAUUAAGGAGAUUUUAGUUGAGAGAGAGAGAAAGUGAGGGAUCAAAACGAAUAAAAGCUUUUGUAUUUGCACAAAAAAAUGUGUUGAACUCA